Molecule: messenger RNA, 3100 nt
Organism: Camellia sinensis
Lineage: Eukaryota; Viridiplantae; Streptophyta; Magnoliopsida; Ericales; Theaceae
Source: RefSeq, a predicted model, not a curated record
GGUGGACCUUUUGAUUGGGAGGAUAGUUUCCGCACUUGAAAGCGAAGCGUCGUUGAUUGGAGGAGUUCGUGAUGAACUCAACCAACUCCAGCAGGAGUUAAAAAGCAUGAAAUCUUUUCUAGAGGAUGCCGAUAGAACGACGGCCCAGACAGAAGGAGAGAAGACCUGGGUGGACAAUGUUAGAGACUUGACCUACAAGGCUGAAAUUAUCAUAGACGAGUUCAUGUAUCACAUGAGCAAACAAGAAGUUCAAGGUAAAUUCAGAAGGCUCCUCUGUCAGAUAGUCUAUGCACCAAAGAAUCUGUGGGUAAGACAUCGAAUAGCCACACAGUUACAGGAGAUCAACAAGACGAUCAAAGCCAUCCCAGAAAGAAACCAACGUUAUGGGGUCGAUCGUGUAGGAGGAGCAAACUCAGGCUCAGGCUCUGGCUCUGGUUCUGGCUCCCAUGAUCAUCAGGGACAGAAGCCAAACAACGCUGAGGACACUUUAUUUGUUAAAGAUGAUGAUCUAGUGGGGAUCGAAGAUGGAAAGCGACAACUACUGGGCUGGUUGAUGGACAAAGAACUACAGCGCACUGUUAUUUCUGUUUUCGGAAUGGGUGGUUCAGGCAAGACCACUCUAGUUGCCAAGGCCUAUAACAACCAAACUGUCAAGCAACAUUUCCACUGCUAUGCAUGGAUAACCGUGUCUCAAACUUAUGUAGUUGAUGACUUACUUAGAAGCAUGAUUAAGGAAUUUUGCCCUGCCACCAAGGAAGCAGUUCCAUUGGAUUUAAGUAGUAAGAGCCACAAAGAGUUGCUCGAGAUGAUUACCAACUAUUUAGAAUCAAAAAGGUAUGUAGUUGUCUUGGAUGAUGUAUGGAGUCAUAACCUCUGGGGGCAUAUAAGAGCAUCACUUCCAGAUGAAGGAAAAGGAAGUCGGGUCAUCCUUACAACCCGAAAGGAAGACGUAGCUUCCUUUAACUUUGGGGUUAAACGUCAUGUUCAUCAUAUGAACCCUUUGAGUACGGAUGACGCAUGGAAACUCUUUUGUAUGAAAGCUUUUUCGAGCAACCGUAGUAGAUGUUGUCCUAAAGAGCUCGAAUCCUUGGCUCAUGACCUUGUUGCAAAAUGUGAAGGACUACCUCUUGCAAUUGCAGCUUUGGGUGGUGUCAUGUCCACCAAACAUAUGGAAUCGGAUUGGAGAAAAGCUUAUAAGAGCUUGAGCUGGGAGUUGAGCUAUAAUCCUGAGCUAGAAGCAGUGAAAACUAUCUUGUUGUAUAGCUUUAAUGAAUUGCCAUACCAACUAAAGCAAUGCUUCUUAUAUUGUUGCCUUUUCCCAGAAGAUUAUCCGAUUCGACGGAAGAGGCUCAUUAGACUUUGGAUGGCAGAAGGAUUCGUAGGAAAGAGAGACGGAUUAACAGUAGAGGAAGUAGCAGAUGGCUACCUUAUGGAUCUAGUUUGCCGAAGCAUGCUUCAAGUCAUAUGGAGGAACCCAUCAGGUAGGCCGAAAGAAUGUAAGAUGCACGAUCUUGUGCGAGAAAUUGCCCUUUCCAAAUCAGAAACUGAGAAGUUUUGUGUAGUAUAUGAUGGCAAAGAAGAUAAGGAAGAAAAUGGAACCGGAGCACGUCGCUUAUCGAUUCAAACAAAUGGUGGAGAAUUGCAAUCAUGGAACGACAUGUUGCAACAGCUUCGGUCUCUUCUUGUAUUUUAUGAUGAUGAGAUAUCAUUGCCACGAGGCUUGCGACUGUUAAAAGUCUUCGAUCUGCAGGAUGUACCAAUCGAAAAAUUGCCAGAUGAGCUUGUGGAUCUUUUCAAUUUAAGGUACUUGAACUUGAAAAGAACAAAGGUGAAGGAACUUCCAAAAUCCAUUGGAAGACUUUGCAACCUUGAAACUUUAGACAUUAGGGAUUCCAAAAUACAAGUUCUCCCAACUGGAAUCACAAAGUUGAAGAAAUUGCGGCAUCUAAUUAUGUACCGCUACAACAAGCAUGGAGAUGGCAAUGAGUUUGAUUAUGUUUAUGGUACGGCAGCACCAGCUAAUAUUUGCAAGCUAACAAACUUGCAAGUUUUGGCAUGCGUAGAAGCAGAAUCAGACUUGAUGAAGCGCCUAAGGAACAUGACGCAGCUCAAGAGGAUUGGCAUUACAAAGCUGAGAGAAGCAGAUGAGGUGGAUUUGUGUAUUGCAAUCCAAAAAAUGGAUCUCCUUCAUUACUUAUUUGUGAUGGUGAGUGAUGAAAACGAAUGCCUCCGAAUGGAUAAACUCUCCUCAUCUCCUCCCUAUCUCAAGACGCUCAUUUUAGUUGGAAAAUUGGAGAAAGUUCCCCGUUGGUUCCACUCACUUCGAAAUCUCACGCUUUUGUAUUUGCAUUGGUCCAGACUGGAAGAAGACCUUCUUCCUUACAUCCAAGAACUUCCCAGUUUGGGAAAUUUGACUCUUAUUAAUGCAUGUGAAGGAAGACAACAGCUAUGCUUUAGUACUGGGUUCCCUAAACUUAGGGAGUUGAGUUUGGGGAACUUCCCCCAGUUAAAGGAGAUUUUUAUAGAAAAAGGUGUGAUGCCAGGUCUCCAGGAAUUUUUUAUUGGGAAAUGCAUGCAGUUGAAGAUGUUGCCUCAUGGUAUCGAGUAUCUCGAAGAUCUCCAAAUGUUGAAUUUGCAUUUUGUUACAAAUGAGCUCGUAGAACAAAUACGUGGAGAAGACAGCGAGGAACAACCACAGGUUCGACACAUACCAUGCAUCAACAUUAUCUGGCAGUCACCAGAAGGGAUCAAAUUUGAAAGAUUGCUUAAUUCUAAAGUGGACUGACAAAGACAAUCCUCCUGAUUCCCUAGCAUGAAGGUCUCCAGCUUGGUUAACAAAAAGAGAAGCUCCCCCCAGUUCGCUCUUUUUGUCUCUGGAGUGAUAUUAUUAAGAAUAAUCCAGAUUUCUGCUGUGUUUGUGUGUGUGUGCGUGCGAGUGAUGUGUUGUGCAAUUAAAUAAGUUCUAUCCAGGACAAGACAUGGUGAAUGUUUUAUCUUUGUAAUUUCAGCUUUGUGAGAUGAAGAUUUCUUUAGUCAUUUUGAUGAACAUCUGUAAAAUAAACUGAUGUAUUAUUGAUUUAUUGAUAGAUUCAUGAUUCUG